AUGGCUGGAGGUGGAGGUGGAGGUGGAGGUGGAGGCGGGGGAGGUCCGAGACAGCUAGAUCAGACCCCGACUUGGGCCGUCUCUACUGUUUGUGGUGUUAUCAUAUUGAUCUCCAUUAUUUUGGAACUCAUCAUUCACAAAGUCGGCGAGGUUUUCGAGAAAAAGAAGAAGAAAGCCUUGUUCGAAGCACUUGAGAAGAUAAAAAAUGAGCUCAUGGUUUUGGGAUUUAUUUCUCUGCUUCUAACAUUUGGCCAAAACUACAUUGCGAGUAUAUGUGUUCCGUCAAGAUACGGCCAUGCGAUGUCGUUUUGUGGUCCAUAUGAUGGGCCUAGUGGUGAUGAUAAGAAGCUUAAGAAAACAAACCACGCAAUGAUUAUUUUCUCCGCUCACCGUCGUUCUUUGGCCGACGCUGCUCCAGUGAACUGCAAGGCUGGUUAUGUACCGCUUAUAUCUUUAAACGCAUUACAUCAAGUGCAUAUUUUCAUAUUCUUUCUGGCCGUGUUCCAUGUGAUAUACAGUGCCAUAACCAUGAUGCUUGGAAGAGCCAAGGUUCAUUUGGCACCUGGUAUGAAGUUUAAUUUUCAAAAGUACAUCAAAAGGUCGUUGGAAGACGACUUCAAGGUGGUGGUGGGAAUAAGACCUGAGCUAUGGGCCUUUGUAAUGCUCUUUUUACUCUUUGAUGUACACGGAUGGUAUGUUACUGCCGUAAUCACCAUGGUUCCUCCACUGUUAACACUAGCCAUAGGAACAAAGCUUCAAGCCAUUAUAUCAUACAUGGCACUGGAGAUUCAAGAGAGACAUGCAGUAAUUCAAGGGAUGCCUCUUGUCAAUGUCUCCGACCAACAUUUUUGGUUAGGCAAACCCGCUCUUGUCCUUCAUAUGAUCCACUUUGUUCUAUUCCAGAUGGGAUCGACGAUGAAGCGAUCAGUGUUCGAUGAACAAACUUCAAGGGCAUUAGAACAAUGGCAUAAGAAGGCGAAGAAAAAGAAUGAAAAAUGA
This is a messenger RNA of Microthlaspi erraticum, 999 nucleotides long. NCBI's taxonomy places the organism in Eukaryota, Viridiplantae, Streptophyta, Magnoliopsida, Brassicales, Brassicaceae. The record is from the annotation of a GenBank genome assembly.